Molecule: messenger RNA, 532 nt
Organism: Lepisosteus oculatus (spotted gar)
Lineage: Eukaryota; Metazoa; Chordata; Actinopteri; Semionotiformes; Lepisosteidae
Source: RefSeq, a predicted model, not a curated record
AAUGAGCCAUUUAAAAAAUGUAUUUUUUGCACGUGAAUAUUCGAUGUUCUUUACACCGCGGUACUAAUGCUUGAGGCUGGGGGGGCGAGUCGGUCCCUUUUCGCUGCGACACCGGUUUCCUGUCUCUCCCGACUGACGGAGCGACACGUCUUCUUCGGAGAGCAGCGCGGGGAUUUCCGGUUCUGGACAGACGGGCACAAGGAUUGGGAUUCCCAGGCACUUUGGCAGCGACCUCUUCAGCAAGCCCCACGCCCUCCUUCCCACGAUGUCGAACUCGGUGCUGUCCGUGAUCUCCCGGUUCCUGGACGAGUACUCCAGCAGCACGCUCAACCGGCUGAAGGUGGUGGACGCGUAUCUGCUGUACAUCCUGCUGACCGGGGCGCUGCAGUUCCUCUACUGCCUGCUGGUCGGCACCUUCCCCUUCAACAGCUUUCUCUCCGGCUUCAUUUCCUGCGUGGGCUCCUUCAUCCUCGGGGGUAAGACGCGCGGAACCCCUCUCUCUCAGUGCAGUGUUAAUGUACUGGAGUGUCCA